Sorghum bicolor (sorghum) is the source of this 2948-nucleotide messenger RNA. Its product is annotated as U-box domain-containing protein 16. Gene Ontology annotation, biological process: protein ubiquitination. The record is from RefSeq and is a predicted model, not a curated record. Bases 571 to 2679 code for a protein of 702 amino acids. NCBI's taxonomy places the organism in Eukaryota, Viridiplantae, Streptophyta, Magnoliopsida, Poales, Poaceae. The transcript has a single exon. Gene Ontology annotation, molecular function: ubiquitin-protein transferase activity; protein binding. Gene Ontology annotation, cellular component: nucleus; cytoplasm.
CUAUACUAUAGGCGGGAUCUCAUUCUCGUGCACCUUCACCCCCUGCUGUCGGCCGUCAACGCACUGUUUGCAUGCUUCGCCUUCCCCUCCCCGCGCUCAAGCCCGCCAGCCGCCGACGUGAUCCAAUCAAGGCGGGGCUGAGUCAUCCUCGACCCAUCCGGGAGCACUUCUCGUCCCAGCCCUCCAUCCCGUCUCCAUCCGACGCCCGCCCACGGCUCUCAGCCCGUUUUCCAAUCAUCUUCCCUCGCAGUCGCAGACGGAGAGAGCUGCCGGAAAUAUAUUAAACCUAAACCCCGAUCAGAGCAUCACCAUUAAACUAAGCGCAUGAAACGCAACCAUCACAGUAGAAAGAUAAGCAAAGCAACCCUCUCAUGCGGGUAGGGAUUCCUUCCAGCUCUCAUCAGCCAUCUGCACACGCCUACCGCGCCCGCCAUUUAUAAGCCCCUCGUCCACUCUCUUUCUCUGUCUUCGCCUCGCCGCUCCGCCAUCGUACGCACGCCAUCCCCACUAAACCAGCCGUUUCUGUAGGUGUUAGUUAUACCACGCUCGGCAGCUGCUGUUCCAACUCCAAUGGCCAUGCCCAACCCACGGGCGGUGUUGACCUCCGCGCCGUCACCGCCCGCCGCCUGCUCCUCCUCCUGGUCGGCGGCGGCGGAGUUCAUGGCGCCGGCAACGCCUCCGUCGCCGUCCGACGGGGAGCUGCUGCGCUCGCUGCACCGCCUGGCGCGGGACCUGUCCGCGACGGCCGCAGAGACGCCGGCCCCGUUCCUGCGCGCCGCGCUCGCGUCCAUCACCAGGCGGUCCAGGCUCCUGGCCGCCGCGUUCGACGACCUCGUCCUGUGCGCCGCGGCGGCCGAGGAGGGCAUGCCCCGGUCCGCGUCGCUGUGCCUCCGCGAGGUGCUCCUCGUGCUGCAGCGGUUCAAGGCGUUGGCCGCCGACUGCGCCGCGCGGAGCCGGAUGCGGCUGCUGCUGCAGUCGGACGAGAUCGAGGAGGAGGUCAGGGAGCUGCACCAGGAAAUGGCCACGCUGCUCGACCUCCUGCCGGGCGUCGAGCUGGGCCUCGCCGAGGACGUCAUGGACCUACUCGACCUCGCGUCGCGCCAGUGCCGGCGGUUCGCGCCGUCUGUGUCGGUCCAGGCCGAGCAGGCUCUCAAGGCCAGAGUGCUCUCGCUGAUACAGGAGAUUGAGCGGGAGAUCGUGCCGGAGCGGGAGAGGCUGCGGGAGAUCCUGGAGGAGGUGGGCAUCAACGACUCGGCGACCUGCGGCGAAGAGAUCGAGAGCCUCGAGCGGGAGAUCGGUGAAAACCGCGCCUCGGAGAGGUGGACGGACGCCAUGAUCGCGCUCGUCGGCCUGCUGCGGUACGCCAAGUGCGUCCUGUUCAGCGCCACGCCCCGGCCUUCUUCGGAUUCCAAGCCGGACCCCGAGGUCGACGAGGAAGGGGAGCCUCCGGCGCCGCCGCCGGACUUCCGCUGCCCCAUCACCCUCGAUAUCAUGCGCGAGCCCGUCGUCGUCGCCAGCGGGCAGACGUACGACCGGGAGUCCAUCUUCCGGUGGUUCGACUCCGGCAAGUCAACGUGCCCCAAGACAGGGCAGGUGCUUACCGUUCUGGAGCUCGUGCCCAACAAGGCGCUCAAGAACCUCAUCGCCAAGUGGUGCCGGGAGAACGGCGUCGCCAUGGAGAGCAGCGAGGCGAGCAAGAGCGAGCCUGCGCAGGCGGUGGCCGCGAACAAGGCCGCGCUGGAGGCGGCGCGCAUGACGGCGUCGUUCCUCGUGAAGAAGCUCGCCAUCUGUUUCUCCCCUGACGCGGCCAACCGCGUGGUGCACGAGAUCCGGCUGCUGUCCAAGACCGGCGCCGACAGCCGCGCGUUCGUCGGUGAGGCCGGAGCCGUGCCGCUGCUGGUGCCCCUGCUCUACUCCGAGGACGCCGGGCUGCAGCUGAACGCCGUCACGGCGCUGCUCAACCUCUCCAUCCUCGAGGCCAACAAGAAGCGCAUCAUGCACGCCGAGGGCGCCGUGGAGGCGGUCGCCCACAUCCUGAGCUCCGGCGCGACGUGGCGCGCCAAGGAGAAUGCGGCGGCCGCCGUGCUCAGCCUGGCGUCCGUCCACACCUACCGGCGCCGCCUCGGCCGGAACCUGUCCAUCGUGGAGAAGCUCGUGCACCUGGUCCGCACCGGCCCGACGAGCACCAAGAAAGACGCGCUGGCCGCGCUGCUGUCGCUGGCGGGCGAGAGGGAGAACGUGGGAAAGCUCGUGGACGCCGGCGUCGCGCAGGCGGCGCUGUCCGCGAUCAGCGAGGAGGAGACCGCGGCCGCGGUGCUGGCCGCGCUGGCGAAGCGCGGCGGCGCGGAGGCGAUCGUGGGCAUCGACGGCGCCGUGGCGCGUCUUGUGGCCGAGAUGCGGCGCGGCACGGAGUGGGGCCGGGAGAACGCGACGGCGGCGCUGGUGCUCCUGUGCCGGCGGCUGGGCGCGCGCGCGGUGACGCAGGUGAUGGCCGUGCCCGGCGUGGAGUGGGCCAUCUGGGAGCUGAUGGGCACCGGCACGGACCGCGCACGCCGCAAGGCCGCGUCGCUCGGCAGGAUAUGCCGCCGGUGGGCCGCCGCCUCGGCCGCCGACGGCGAGCGGGGCAGCGUGUGCCCGGCCGCCAGCACCGUCGUGCCUCCGGCCAUGAUGGCGUCGUAAUCAAGGCUAGCCAAGGGCAAUGCCGGAUAGGAUAUUAAAGCUCAUUUUUUCCCCUCUCUUCUCCUCCUCAUGAUGUACAAAGUUUGCUUAGGCUGUCACGAUUCUUUGAUCAGAGAGUGAUAAUGGUGAGUGGUUGAUCAACUGUGCAUACACGGAGCUCUUACUGUACCAAUGUAGUUUUCCUCUAUCUCCACCGAAAUUUCUUAUUCUUCAUCCGCGGCUCUAAAAAAAUAUACUUAUAUAGUACUACAAUGGAAAUGGCUUUUGUA